This is a messenger RNA of Myotis daubentonii (Daubenton's bat), 1435 nucleotides long. RefSeq names its product EGF like domain multiple 8 (gene EGFL8). The record is from RefSeq and is a predicted model, not a curated record. Gene Ontology annotation, cellular component: cell surface; extracellular region. Gene Ontology annotation, biological process: anatomical structure development. Lineage: Eukaryota; Metazoa; Chordata; Mammalia; Chiroptera; Vespertilionidae. Gene Ontology annotation, molecular function: signaling receptor binding; calcium ion binding.
CAAUGCCCAUUCUGUGUGGGUUCCUGAUUCUCUGUGGGUUCUUUCCUGCUGAGGACAAUUCUCUUCCUGUCCCAGGCUGAGAUUGGGGGGCUGAGCACAGGGCCUCUUGUUUGUGCCCCAGCUUCAUGGAAGGAAUGUCCUUGCCACCCCCAGGCCAGCCCAGGGGGCUAGGGGUCAGGGCGGCAGUCUGGCGUCAGGAGCGGCAUGGGGUCCCGGGCUGAGCUGUGCACUCUCCUAAGCGGCCUCUCACUCCUCCUCCUCCUGACGUCCGGCCACGGGUCCAAGGGUGGAUCCCCCAGAGAGAGUCAGGGGGUCUGCUCCCAGCAGACGCUGCUGGUCCCGCUCCGUUACAACGAGUCCUACAGCCAACCCGUGUACAAGCCCUACCUGACCCUGUGCCCGGGCAGGCGCAUCUGCAGCACCUACAGGACCACAUACCGCGUGGCGUGGCGGGAGGUGAGGCGGGAGGUGCGGCAGACGCACGCCGUGUGCUGCCAGGGAUGGAAGAAGCGGCACCCGGGGGCGCUCACCUGUGAGGAAGCCAUCUGUGCUAAGCCCUGCCUCCACGGCGGCGCCUGCCUGCGGCCGGACCAGUGCGAGUGCGCCCCCGGCUGGGGGGGAAAGCACUGCCACGUGGACGUGGAUGAGUGCAGGGCCAGCGCCGCCCUCUGCUCGCACCGGUGCCUGAACACGGCCGGCAGCUUCACCUGCGGCUGCCCCCGCGGCCUGGUGCUGGGCCCGGACGGGCGCACCUGCCUGGAGGGGCCCCCGGAGCCCCCGACCGGCGCCAGCGUCCUCAGCGUGGCGGUCCGGGAAGCCGACCGGGGAGCGGACCGCGAUGAGCGCGCCCUGAGGCGAGAGGUCCGGGAGUUGCGAGGGCGCCUCGAGCGGCUGGAGCAGGUGAGCCUGGGCGCUGGGGCCGAGCCGCGGGGCUGGGCGCGCCCCGCCCCUCCACCCCGGCGUCUUCCUUCGCAGUGGGCGGGGCAGGCCGGGGCCUGGGUCCGAGCGGUGCUGCCCGUGCCGCCCGAAGACCUGCGGCCGGAGCAGGUGGCAGAGCUGUGGCGCCGGGGCGACAGGAUAGACUCUCUCAGCGACCAGGUGCUGCAGCUGGAGGAGCGGCUGGGCGCCUACCCAGGCCUGCCUUCUCCUGCCAUUAACCAGGCUCCUGUGAGGACAACAGCCUGAGCCCAGGCCUCAGCGGGCGGCCGUGAGGACCCUCUGCAGAGCGCUGCCCCACUUUAUACCGAAGCCGGACCGCCACCCGCUGGGGAGCUGCCGCCAAGUCACCCGCCACUGAGGACGGGGCUCGGCGGACUCCCUGGGGCGGGAACUGCUUCAACUUAACCAAGGCAGCCCGUGUCCAGAUCUCGCAAUCUUUAUUCUUGGUUCCUUGCUGUUAUCCAGAUAAUUAAUAAAAACAACCAUGAAAAACGGA